Messenger RNA from Eublepharis macularius, 1849 nucleotides. RefSeq names its product ATPase H+ transporting V1 subunit H (gene ATP6V1H). Gene Ontology annotation, molecular function: proton-transporting ATPase activity, rotational mechanism. Gene Ontology annotation, biological process: proton transmembrane transport. The transcript is spliced from 14 exons. The record is from RefSeq and is a predicted model, not a curated record. Gene Ontology annotation, cellular component: lysosomal membrane; vacuolar proton-transporting V-type ATPase, V1 domain. The coding region runs from base 109 to 1539 and encodes 476 amino acids. Lineage: Eukaryota; Metazoa; Chordata; Lepidosauria; Squamata; Eublepharidae.
CGGAGGCGCCGCUUCGACCCGCAGCGCCUGAGGCUGGGUCACCUGCCGCUGCGGAUCCCACUCAUUGCUGGUGAGAGCGGGCCAGCGAGGCUCUGAUUCAAGAUCAAAAUGGACAUCCGUGGAGCUGUGGAUGCUGCUGUCCCCACCAACAUUGUGGCUGCCAAAGCUGCUGAGGUUCGAGCUAACAAGGUUAUUUGGCAAUCAUAUCUCCAGGGGCAGAUGAUUUCAGCCGAUGACUGUGAGUUUAUUCAAAAGUUUGAAAAGAAAAGAAGCCCAGAAGAGAAACAAGAGUUGUUACAAACUGAAGGCCACCAGUGUGCUAAAACAUUCAUAAACCUGAUGACUCAUAUUUCCAAGGAACAGACAGUUCAGUACAUCUUAACUAUGGUUGAUGAUAUGCUGCAGGAAAAUCACCAACGUGUUAGUAUUUUCUUUGACUAUGCAAAACGAGGCAAGAACACUGCAUGGUCUUACUUCCUGCCAAUGUUGAAUCGUCAAGAUCUUUUCACAGUGCAUAUGGCAGCCAGAAUUAUUGCUAAACUGGCAGCUUGGGGAAGAGAACUGAUGGAAGGCAGUGACUUAAAUUACUAUUUCAAUUGGAUUAAAACCCAACUGAGUUCACAGAAACUACGUGGUAUCGGAAGUGCUAACGAAACUGGAACUGAUAGUUCACAAUAUGUUCAGUGUGUUGCUGGAUGUCUGCAGCUGAUGCUGAGGGUCAAUGAAUACCGUUUUGCAUGGGUAGAAUCUGAUGGAGUGAACUGUAUCAUGGGUGUGUUGAGCAACAAAUGUGGUUUCCAGCUUCAGUAUCAGAUGAUUUUCUGUAUCUGGCUAUUGGCAUUUAGUCCUCAAAUGUGUGAAUAUUUGCGACGUUAUAAUAUUGUCCCAGUCCUGUCAGACAUUCUUCAGGAAUCUGUGAAGGAGAAAGUAACCAGGAUCAUUCUUGCAGCAUUUCGGAAUCUUCUAGAGAAGUCCACUGAAAGAGAAACCCGGCAAGAGCAUGCCCUUGCCAUGAUCCAGUGCAAAGUUCUAAAGCAGCUGGAGAACUUGGAGCAACAGAAAUAUGACGAUGAAGAUAUAAGUGAGGAUAUCAAGUUUCUACUGGAGAAACUUGGAGAGAGUGUCCAGGACCUCAGCUCAUUUGAUGAGUACAGUUCAGAACUAAAGUCAGGAAGACUAGAGUGGAGUCCUGUGCACAAAUCUGAAAAAUUCUGGCGAGAGAAUGCUGUAAGAUUAAAUGAAAAGAACUAUGAACUGUUGAAAAUUCUGACAAAGAUUCUGGAGGUAUCGGAUGACCCCCAAGUCCUGGCUGUAGCUGCUCAUGAUGUGGGAGAAUAUGUCCGACACUAUCCUCGAGGGAAACGAGUGAUUGAACAGCUUGGUGGAAAACAGCUUGUAAUGAACCAUAUGCAUCAUGAAGAUCAGCAGGUUCGCUAUAAUGCCUUGCUUGCUGUGCAGAAGCUGAUGGUCCACAACUGGGAAUAUCUUGGGAAGCAACUACAGUCAGAACAACCUCAAACUGCCACGGCACGGAGCUAAACCUUUCCGUCUACUUGCUGAACUCUCUCCUUCGCUGGAUGUACUGCAGUAACUGUGAAGCUACCUUGAAAUACAAGUGAGAAAAUGAUGUGGUUGCAGUCCUCACAACCUGUUCUGCUGUCGUGUAGCUUUCUUCCCAACAGUUCUUCCACUAUUGCCUGGAGUCAAGCAUGGUGUCUAGAGACCAGAUUGCUUUCCGGUAUCUUUCUGUAUUAAGAAAAUAUUCUAAAUAUAGCUGAUAUGUGCUGCCUUUAUGUAUUUAUUGUCUUCAAAUGUAAAACAAUAAAGAAUAAUCAUUCCAUAUCGUCAA